Messenger RNA from Lineus longissimus, 1963 nucleotides. RefSeq lists its product as uncharacterized. The transcript has 12 exons. The record is from RefSeq and is a predicted model, not a curated record. The coding region runs from base 110 to 1441 and encodes 443 amino acids. NCBI's taxonomy places the organism in Eukaryota, Metazoa, Nemertea, Pilidiophora, Heteronemertea, Lineidae.
UCUAAUCAUGGCUUCCCAACAGCUGUGAUUGAUUAUUUCGUCUAAUUAAUGCUUUAAUUACCGAAUGAACUGUAGAUUUUGAACCAAAAUUACAUGAACAAUAUACAUCAUGGGUCAGAGCAGACGAAGAAAUACUGAUGGGCCAAAGAAACUCCCCCCAAAAGUGGAGAAGGGGAAAGUUAUCGAUGAGGAUCAAAAGAAAAGUGAGGUUGUUGAGAGUGGCCAGGGAGGAAGGGUUUCUUCUCUAAAGGCAAAUGGGAGACCCCAGGUCCUUGACAUGAAUAUGCGCUCUACUUACCACCCAACACUGUUCAACCGAUGCAAAACAUUCUUCAAGUAUUUCCUCCUAAUCAUCCUGAUUCCGCCAUUCUUGAAUUAUGCGUCACUGCAGAGGGAGGCUACACAUUUAAAGCCAAAAGUUGGAGAACUGUAUGAUAUUGGCUGGGGACAAAGGCUGUUUCUUUCCUGCAUUGGAAAGGGAGCACCAACAGUUAUUCUCGAUGCCCCCACUGGUAUGUCUUCUGAUGUAUGGUUCCUUGUCCAACAAAAAGUGGCCAAGUAUACAAAGGUUUGCAUUUAUGAUCGAGGUGGUCUUGGCUUCAGCGACAGACCCGUUUAUGUGAGAAGUAAUACAACAGAACCAACAGAAGAAGAGAAAGAGGAUGAUCCGACUGAGGAAGAAAGCUUUUUUUCAAGAAAAAGUAGUGGGAGUCGGUGGGCUGAAUUCACUGUGGAGAGAAUGGCUGAUGAUUUGUCCAAACUGAUAACAGUUAGUAGCGAGCAGCCUAAACCCUUCAUCUUGGUCGGAUCCGAGAUGGGAGCAUUGGUAGCCAGGUUCUAUACACAGUUAUAUGAAAGUGAUGUUAGUGAUGUAAUACUAGUGGAUCCUCUAGUCGAGAACUUAUUUACACAUGAUUCAGGAGUGUGGUCUCAGUUUUGGUUUGGCCACCUCUUGCCUUCAUUCCAGUCCCUUCAACUGGCAGCGGCUACCGGCCUCACGAGAAUAGCCCUGUUAUUCCAUCUCAUAGAGCAGCCUAUCACUGGCAACUUAGUGCCAGAGGAAGUAAUAACACGGCAGAAACACCUUCUCUGUCACCCGAGGCAUCUUAGUUCGGUGGUGGACGAGCACCAUUUCAUAAACGAUUCAUUCGCACAAAUUAGCUUAUUAUAUAACAUGAAGUCAUUCCCUAGCAACGUGUCUGUGACAGUCAUCACAGGAAAUUAUUAUGACGAGCAGCUUCCCAGUGCUUUGAAUAAGGCUUGGGCAAAAUCCAAUCAGCAUUUGAUAUCCACAUUACAUCCACAAUCCAAAUACAUAGUAGUGAAUGGAGGGGAUCACCGGAUGCUCUACCGGAUGCCAGAUGCCAUUAGUGACCCAAUUAUACGGACAGUAAAACAGUACAAGGCCUCGAAAGCAAAAACAAAGCCCCAGGAAAAAUGAUCAGAAAUCAUUAUCCUGUCUCAGAAGAUUCUGGGAGUCUGAUUUUGUAUCUUUAUACGUUAUCGAACAUUGAUUAAUUGUUACCAAGUUAACAGAAUAUCACUGACAGGCAUUUAGAUGGCAGGAUGUUACGGCUGGUAUCUGGGAUAGUUUCCAAUUCUUUUCAGUGUUUCUAAAGGGGGAAUAAAGACAUGAGCCAGGUGGGCCAUAUCAAGGGACCAUCUGUAGUCCCCCCUUAAGGGGGUAACAUGUUAAAAGAGAGUUUAUUUUUAAAAGCAUAUCAAACAUUUCAGCUCGCAUAUUUUUUGAGAGUGGGGGGGGGGGGGGCUGCAAUACUACAGGUAUCAAAACCAGCUCGUAAAUAGUCGGGCGAGACACUGGAGAUAAGAGAAUUUGUCAGAAAAGGUAUUUUACGUUUUAAAAAUGUUUUAAUUUCUUACUGGAGGGUCUCCAGUAAAUUUGGACUGGCACAGUAUGUCCUUGAUUUUUAGAUACAAAUGAAAUAAAUCGUAUUUCAUCAAA